Perca flavescens (yellow perch) is the source of this 3699-nucleotide messenger RNA. It is a transcript of the gene polr3e, whose product is annotated as polymerase (RNA) III (DNA directed) polypeptide E. The record is from RefSeq and is a predicted model, not a curated record. Lineage: Eukaryota; Metazoa; Chordata; Actinopteri; Perciformes; Percidae. Gene Ontology annotation, biological process: tRNA transcription by RNA polymerase III. Bases 234 to 2306 code for a protein of 690 amino acids. Gene Ontology annotation, cellular component: nucleus; RNA polymerase III complex. The transcript has 21 exons.
CGCUCCUCCCCACGUGUCAGUGUGGAGCAGAGUCAACAUGGUAAGCUACCGACACCGACAGACUUCAGCAGACCGAGUUAGUUAGACACUACUCCUACAUCUCUACGCACCACAUUUCUGGACUGUUUAGACACGGAUGAGGUAGCUACAGCGGUACCGUCAAGUGUGCAGGUUGGAUCUCUGAGAUCUGCUGCUCCUGUUUCAUCUCCUCUCCUUGCUCAGUUCACAUCAAUAUGGCGAGCGGGGAUGAUGAUGACCCCAUUAUAGAGGAGAUUGAUGUGUAUCUUGCCAAAAGCCUUGCAGAUAAGCUAUAUCUUUUCCAGUACCCUGUCCGACCAUCCACUAUGACCUACGAUGAUGUCAACCACUUAUCUGCGAAGAUCAAACCCAAGCAGCAAAGGGUGGAGUUGGAAAUGGCAAUCGACGCAAUGAGUCCAAACUACUGUCGUAGCAAAGGAGAGCAGAUAGCUCUGAAUGUGGACGGCACGACGUACGACGAAACCAACACCUAUUCAGCGAAAAUGAUGGAUAAACAGACCUUCUGCUCCAUCCAGGCCACCACCAACACCUCCAGAUAUGCUGCUGCUGUGUUUCGCAAAGGUGAGCUUCACGUCACACCUCUGACGGGAAUCCUCCAGAUGAGACCGAGCUUCUCGUACCUGGACAAGGCUGACACCAAAACCAGAGAGAGGGAGGCCGCCAAUGAAGGUGGAGAUUCCUCCCAGGAUGAGGCUGAGGAGGACGCCAAGGCCAUUACGGUGAGGUUUGCUCGUCCCGAGUCAGAGCAGGCUCGGCAGAGAAGGAUCCAGUCGUAUGAGUUCCUCCAGAAGAAGCAGGCGGAGGAACCCUGGGUUCACCUACACUACCACGGUGUCAAGGAUGGGCGUUCAGAGCAUGAAAGGCAGUACAUGUUCUGCCAGUCAGUGGACGCCUCAGAGAACUCUGAACUGGUCAAAACUCCUAAAGAGUACCUGGCAAUGCUGAUGCCCCCUCUUGCAGAGGAAAAAGUUGUGAAGCCAGUUGGUCCCAGUAAUGUGCUCUCCAUGGCUCAACUCCGCACUCUGCCACUGGGAGAGCAAGUCAAGACCCUGAUGAAGAAUGUCAAGGUGAUGCCGUUUGCUAACCUGAUGGGCCUGCUCGCCUCUGGCACAGACUCAACCGCAACGCUGCGAUGCAUCCAACAGGUGGCGCUGCUGGUCCAGGGCAACUGGGUUGUCAAGAGUGAUGUUUUGUAUCCUAAAAACACCUGCAGUCCUCACAGUGGUGUCCCUGCUGAAGUGCUCUGUCGUGGUCGGGACUUUGUGAUGUGGAGGUUCACUCUGGAGCGCUCUGUGAUGAGAAAGGAGAUUGCAUCCAUCAUCAAACUUCCUCCAGAGGAUGUGAAGGAGUUCCUGGAGCAUGUGGCAGUUCCUCGAGUCAACCGGGGCUGGGAGUUCCUGUUGCCUACUGACGGAGACUUCAUUAAGAAACACCCAGAUGUUGCCCACAGGCAACAUAUGCUGUGGCUUGGCAUCCAGAGCAAGUUGGAAAAGGUCUUUAAUUUCUCGAAAGAAGACUUCAUGCCAAAGAAUUCCCCUCAGCCUGAGCCUGUCCAUGUCAGCGGGGAGCAGCGUCUGAAGAUGGCUCAGGAGCGUGCUCAGGGAAACCAGUCGUCCCUACAGAAGGACCUGAACGCUAGACGGGCAGGAAGCAGCGUCCACGUCAAACAGGAACCCCUCAGUGACCGUGAAGACGAACCAAUGGACACCUCCUCCUCCUCCUCCAUACCCAACGGUUCUGUCAAUGGUUACCCCAGUGCCACCUCACCUGCCUUAGAUCACACUAACGGUAACGGAGGGAGCCCCGCCAACACAGCGUCCCUGGAGCUGCAGGACUUUGUGAUAAAGACUUUCAAGAAGCAUUUUGUACUGACGCUGAAUGAGUUCAAGAGGCUGUUUAACCUCCACCUGGCCUCCAUGCCAGUGGGACGGAGCGUCUUCCCCUCCAUCUCAGACCACAUGCUACAGGAUGCCAUACUGCUCUGCCAGUGCAAACAGAUAAUGGUGCCUUUUCCUGCUCAGACCACAGCAGCCCCUGAUGAACAGAAGGUGUUUGGUUUGUGGGAGACUGGAGAGGAAUUCGACAAGCAACGUCGGCUGCUAUAUGACCUCUUCACCAAGAACUACAAGGUCAGGAGGAACGCGAUACAAACCAGACUGGCCCAGGAGUUUGGAGACGCCCCUAAGGCGGACGUCGACCGGCUGCUCCAUGAGUGCUGCAUUAGCCACGCAGGGAUGUGGUACCUCAAGGGAACAAUACCGUCCUGACCUUGAGAGCCUGCUCCCCUGCGGUCACCGUCAGCCAAUCAAAUCCUCUCCCGGGUGUCCAGUGGGAGGGCAGCCAGAGAGAUGAGAGCCAAUCACAAUCACAGCUCGCCAAGCUCUAAGAGUGGGCGAUUGGAGGACAAUAGAUGUCAGCCGUCGGCUCAGAACAAGAAGCUUUUCUCGUUUUCAACCGAAGCAUUUCUGGCAUAGACAGGAGCACUCUGAUGCAGCGCGGAGGAUAGAAACUCCUCACAUACCCACACUGAGAGCUGGAGUGUCUGAGGAGGAGUAUAUCAAUAUAAAAGAAUGAAGAAACAGCGAAAUAUAUACGGUUUUUGGACCUCAUGUUUGGUUAUUUUUGAAUUAAACUUUUACCAGAUCAGGAUGGUGUUUACUAUUGAAAGCAAACGUGGCUCAAAGUGCUUUCAUUUUUACUCCUGAUUUGUACAUUUUGCCAGGGAAAACAAUUGACUUUAUCCUACCAUCAACAAAGCAAACCUAGUUUAGAAAAUCUGAUUUGUUUGUCAUCCAUUAAUUUAACACAUUUUCUCUUUACCUGACUUAAAAAAUAUCAACUGAGUCGAGUAUUUAUUCCACCUUCAGUAAACGGAUGAAAGGGCUGAGCUUUAAGGUCAGAUGAUACAGUUGCUUAAUUAAAACGUGUUGCGACACUUGAAGAAACGUUGCCAAAUUCAUGAGUCAGCAAACCUGAAACAAAAAGAAGAAGAAAAAAAUUUAAAAAGUCCCUGAGGUCAUUUUGCUCAUGUACAACUGAAAUCACUUCAUAUUUUUGGCAAUCAUAGACCUGGAAACUGCUACAUCUAAUGUGGCUUUUCCCACAUUUGGAAAGUUUACUAAAAUAUAAAGUUUGAGGAAAAAGUGGAUUAAAUGGCUGAUGUUGAGGUAUUAUUCUUUUUUUUUUUUUUUUGGUUGAAUGUACAGUUUCAAAUAGUUUUUCUUUCAUGAGAGACAGAUUUUGAUGAUAGCCAAUAAAGAUGCAAUUUCGAAUAAGAUUAUUGUUGUCAUAUUUUGAUCAAAAAUCUGUUAGGACUUUAAUCCAUUUGUACAAACAAAGUGGAACGGAUGUGUUGAUGGACCGGAUUGUCGGUCUGGUAUAAACGCUGGACUACCAUCUAUGGGAGUGAUGGGGGAGUUGUUGCUAUGGAUACGCUGGUGUAUCACCAUGUGCUGCUAUCUUGAGCCUCCAUAUAAAAAGUGCCUCACAAGACAAAGUCCCUCCCAUUCAUACACACAACAGGAACAUUAAUGCUUUGAUCCUCAUUGAAAUACUUCUAAACCUUCAAGAGUGGAAAUGUAGUAGUACAUCGUCAAUGGCUGCUGUAUUUCUUUUUCAUUGGCUUGUUACAGUGCUCAAUAAACAUUGUCACCUGUCUGA